Messenger RNA from Papilio polytes (common Mormon), 777 nucleotides. RefSeq names its product trypsin CFT-1-like. The coding region runs from base 7 to 777 and encodes 256 amino acids. The transcript has 4 exons. Gene Ontology annotation, molecular function: serine-type endopeptidase activity. NCBI's taxonomy places the organism in Eukaryota, Metazoa, Arthropoda, Insecta, Lepidoptera, Papilionidae. Gene Ontology annotation, biological process: proteolysis. The record is from RefSeq and is a predicted model, not a curated record.
CCUACAAUGCGUGUAAGUGUUCUGCUGUUGGCUGUAGGCCUAGCUGUGGUGGCAGCUGGCCCCAGGAAUCCGCAAAGAAUUGUUGGUGGAUCAACAACAAAUAUUGCUCAGUACCCAUAUGGCUCUGCCUUAUUGUACUCAUGGGGUGGCUCGACCUUCUGGCAAGCGUGCGGUGGAACCAUCUUGAACAGUAGAUCUAUUCUGUCUGCUGCUCACUGUUUCAUUGGGGACUCAGCGAGUAUGUGGCGCAUCCGUGUCGGUUCUACCAAUGCUAAUAGCGGCGGUGUCGUGCACAACACUAACUCAAUCAUAAGGCACCCCAGCUACAACUCUCGCACUCAAGACAACGAUGUUGCCAUCUUGAGAUCUGCCUCCAACUUUGGCUUCAAUAACAACGUGCGCGCUGGAAGCAUUGCAGGCUCCAAUUACAACCUUGCAGACAACCAAGUUGUUUGGGCUAUCGGAUGGGGCGCUACUGCUUACAAAGGACCAAGCUCUGAGCAGCUGCGCCACGUGCAAGUCUGGACUAUCAACCAGAACACCUGCAGAAACAAUUAUGCUUCUAGAGGAUUAGGAAUUACUGACAACAUGUUGUGCUCCGGCUGGCUCGGUGUCGGUGGUCGCGACCAGUGCCAAGGCGACUCUGGCGGCCCUCUCAUCCACAACAACGUUGUCGUCGGUAUCUGCUCCUGGGGACACGAAUGUGCUCUUGCUCACUUCCCUGGUGUCAAUGCUCGUGUCUCACGCUACACCGCCUGGAUCCAGUCCAACGCCUAA